CGCUGAAAACCACCACCACCAGCAGCGCUGAAAAUUACGCGCGAGUCUGAAACUUUCCGCGAGUUGGUUGCCGGUUUCGCAAUUCUUCCGAAAGUGAUGUUACAGUCUCAAGUUUAGAAAAAAAUACGAUUUAGGCAAAAAUGAUGCUGAUUACGUGGUUCUGGGUUUUCGCUGUAGCUGCCGCCGACAAGAUAAUGAUAGGAAUUCCCGCAAGCGGUCCGGCCUUGAGACAGUGUCCUUGCGAAGAGGUCGACGAAGUGGACCGCAUCACCGUUGAGUGCAGAUGCAGCGGACCCGCCCUGAUGGACAUCCCCAGCAAUCUCCACAAAGAACUGACAAUCCUGAUAAUCGAGGACGCCGGAAUCGAAGUCCUGAAAGGCGAUUCACUGGUGCCGUACGCCGCCACGUUGAGAGAGCUGACUCUCGUCAAUUUGGAGAACUUUUACUACUUCGAGACAGGCGUAUUUCAGCAUUUACGACAGCUCCAGACUAUCUACAUUCAUCGCGCGCCCAAGCUUCUCAAGAUCCAGCCCGAAGUCUUCAGCGCCUAUUUACCCAAACUGAAAAUCCUGAGGAUCGUCAAUACGGGGCUUGAGGAGAUGCCGAACUUGAACGGGCUGAACACUUCUUCGGUACUUCACAUGAUAGAUCUGGAGCACAACCGCAUUCAGAGGAUCUCCAGCCGGCAAGUCAGCAGGGUGAAAGCCGAGCAAUUAUUACUCAACUACAACGAUUUACAACUCGUGGAGGAGGCGGCUUUCGGCGGUUCGGAAAUUGCCAAAUUGAGCCUGAAGGGGAACUUUCGCUUGAAGAACUUGCACGUGAGAGCGUUUCACGGACUUCAGAGCUUGAGAUACAUAGACUUGUCUAGCACGGCUAUCAUCUCUCUCCCUUUGGAAGGGCUCCGCGAGAUCGACGUUCUCAAGGUCCAAGACACGGAAUCCCUUAAAGUGUUCCCUUCAGUGUACAACUUUAAGUACAUAAAGGAAGCCUGGCUGACCUACCCCUACCACUGCUGCGCCUUCAAGUUCCCCCACACCCACAAUCCGUGGGAAUAUGAACGGCACAACCGCUUCGUGAAACAAAUGAAACAGGCUUGCGGAGCGGCCAAAAACACGACAGUCAGUAACGUCCUUCAGGAGAAUAAUGAUCCGUCCUUGAGGGCCCUUUUGCGCUGGAUGCCCCUGAAUACCAGCCUGGGAGAGAGCGACUCCGAGGAGCAGUGGAACGGGGACGAGGUGUUCCAUAACAGCACCAUGAAUCUGAAUAACGGGUUUCCUGUGACGACGGCGGUGUGCGGAGAGAUAUACCGGAAUUACCACGAGGUCAAAUGCCAUCCGGAGCCCGACGCGUUCAAUCCCUGCGAAGACCUAAUGGGAAACUGGGCCUUAAGGAUUCCCGUGUGGUUCAUAUCUUUAUCAGCGGUCAUUGGAAAUCUAUUCGUGGUGAUUGUCAUCUCCACGUCGCAUUUUCGCCUGACAGUUUCCAAAUUUCUCAUGUGCAAUUUGGCAGUGGCUGAUUUAUGCAUCGGGAUCCAUCUGCUCCUCAUUGCAGUGGUCGACGCUUGUUCCAUUAGGGCCUAUUUCAAUUACGCCAUCGACUGGCAGGAAGGAAAUGGAUGUCGUGUCGCCGGGACCCUCACGAUCUUUGGUAAUGUCCUUUCGGUCUACACUCUGGCCGUCAUCACCACGGAAAGGUGGUACACCAUCACGUGGGCCAUCCACCUGAACAAGCGCCUGAAGCUACGAACGGCGGUUCGCGUGAUGAUUGCAGGCUGGAUCUGCGCCCUCUUCAUGGCCUGCCUCCCCCUCCUCGGCAUCAGCAGCUACUCCAAGACCAGCAUCUGUCUGCCCCUGGAGAACAAGGGCAAAGCGGACACCAUCUAUCUAUCCACGCUGCUGGCUUUCAAUGCUAUCGCUUUCGCCCUGAUCUGCGUGUGCUACGGAAGCAUGUACAAGAGCAUAAGGGAAGGGGGCCACACGGGAUCUACGACUUCCGUCCGGUCCGACCUGACCGUGGCCAAGAGGAUGGCGCUCCUGGUCUUCACGGACUUUGCGUGCUGGGCUCCGAUUGCGUUUUUCAGCACGACGGCGCUUUUCGGUCACCCCUUAAUCACCGUCACUCAGACCAAAAUCCUCCUCGUCUUCUUCUACCCCCUCAACUCGUGCGCCAACCCUUGCCUGUACGCUCUGCUCACGCAGCAGUACCGCCGCGACUUUUUCAUCCUGAUGGGAAGGUAUGGCCUGUGCAAGGACCGGGCCGAGAGACACAAGGGGGCCAUCGGCGGUAAACCGCUACCGUACGGUUCUGGACCUCAGUACAAAAGGACAAGUGGUGAAGGAACCGUGAAAAUUAACAGUGCUGGGGGGAACAACCACAGGGGGUCGCUUUUAACCACUAUCGUUUCGGUGGAGGUACCCAUGGUGAGGACUAGUUCAAGGAAUAGUGCCCGGUCGCGGCCAGAGUCGCUCACAGCAGUACCCGAGUACUCGUUGCAGCAGAUUAAUAUCGGGAUGGUGGAUGAUUGCAGGAAACACACUUCCACGGAUAAUUUGUAGAGACUGUGGUGUUAGAGUGUGAUUUUAGUUUAAUGCCAUAAGCUGUUAAUCGUGUAAAUACAUUCCACUCUGUUAGAUAAUAAAAUAUGAAAAUGUG
Messenger RNA from Zophobas morio, 2655 nucleotides. RefSeq names its product lutropin-choriogonadotropic hormone receptor-like. The coding region runs from base 141 to 2558 and encodes 805 amino acids. Gene Ontology annotation, cellular component: plasma membrane. Lineage: Eukaryota; Metazoa; Arthropoda; Insecta; Coleoptera; Tenebrionidae. Gene Ontology annotation, molecular function: protein binding; G protein-coupled peptide receptor activity; protein-hormone receptor activity. The transcript has 15 exons. The record is from RefSeq and is a predicted model, not a curated record. Gene Ontology annotation, biological process: adenylate cyclase-activating G protein-coupled receptor signaling pathway; activation of adenylate cyclase activity; hormone-mediated signaling pathway.